AUGACUGGAGAGCGCGCGUGCCCCACAGCCAAGCAAGCUGCCCAUAUGGCCGUGGCAGAUGUGGCGGCUGGUGGAAUCUCGGAGGAGAUAUGUACAGUAAGCGUUGGACAUGACAUGACAUUCUCGGCCAAUGGGGUCUGGGCCUUAACUCACCGCGCUUGGUGCGCCCAGCUCUCCGCCGAGUGUGUGGCUGCAGAGGCAGCCUAUGGGGUGAACUUCACAGCAUUGCAGGUGCUCUCCAAACGACAUUUCCAAGGUAGAGCUCAUGACGAGACUAAACUGCGUGCUCUCAUCAAGGAGACCUGGCCGUUGGCCUCCGAGUUGCUGAGCCAAUGCCCAGCAGCUGUCUUGGUGUCCUCGGCCCUGCUGAUGCUGACGGAGAUGCACCGGUUGGAUGCCAUCCGAACCAAUUGGGAGCAUGAACAGCUCUUCCAUCGCAUCUCUCGCUACGAGCGUGCAAUGGUGGAUGCGGGCAAUCGCUUGCAAGUGAUCAGCGAUGACUUCUGGCCCUUGAGCAGUGCUUGGGAUUUGCUACUUUCGAUGGUCGACUUCAUCAAGGAAAAGGUCCGUGCGGCUCAGGAUUUGAUGAGCCCCGCCUCGUCCAGUGGUCCGCAGAUCACUGAUGAAGCACAUGUGCAGGCCUUGGAGGAUGUGGCCGCCAUCAUGUCCUCCCUGGGCCUGGAAUGGUGGCCCUGCCGUGGCACGUUGAUCGCCCUGCUGCGCCACGGCGCGUGUAGCGGGGUGCUGGCGCCGUCACCGGGCCACCCCCGGCGGGACGUCGUGGACCACGACGUGGACGUCAUGGUGGGCGUGCCCUCGGAGGCUGCCUGGAGCAGCACCUUGCGGUGGUUGGUGGAUGCCCAGCUGCGGCAACGAGGAUGGAAUGCCUGUUUCGGCCGCUACUCGGUGGAUGCCAGCUUGGAUUCCUUUGAGAUAAAGCUUGCCCGUGAGGACUUGAUGCUUUGUACCCGCAAGAAUCCGGAGAUGGUCCUGGAUUUGGCCACGUACGUCAGGGGGAAUGGCCCCAGUGUGUUUGCCCAACGCUACUGUGUGCCAGCGCUCCCGGGUGAUAGCGGCUGCUACAUCCCCAGGGCCGGCACCUUGCGCGGCGGCCAGGGGCGGCUCCGGAGCUCUGCCAUUCGGCCGCUGGGGCGCUGCAAGGCUGGGCACAUCUCGGUGCCCUGCCCGCACAAACCAUUGGAGACCCUGCAGGCCACCAUGCCGGAGGUCAAUUUCACCAGGCACUGCUUGGCCUUGCCGGAUGUGGUGAAGCGGCAGCAACGGGGCUACCUGACUGAUGAGCCUUGGCUACGCAGUGGCCUCACUCUGGAGGAUGUGGAGGUUUUACGCCGGAGGGCCGCACAACUGGAUGCCGAGGGCUAUAUGUCCAUGACGCCCUACUUUGGUAGCUGCGAUCUGUCGAACUUGCCUCCACAAAAUGUCGAAGAAAGAAAGCAAAUCUCUGUGGCUGCUGAUCUUGCUGAAGCUGCCGUCUUUGAGGCGGAGGCGCCCCUCCUUCUUCGCUUGCAGCCGGGGACCCUGAGAUUUUGGGAAGACGUGAAGCCUUUGGCGCGGACGUGCAUGAUGUGCUGCCAAGGAAGAUCCUUGGGAGAAGUGCAGGGCGCAGUGGGGUCCCCGAUUUGA
Messenger RNA from Cladocopium goreaui, 1644 nucleotides. The record is from the annotation of a GenBank genome assembly. Lineage: Eukaryota; Dinophyceae; Suessiales; Symbiodiniaceae.